CUCAUAGUGUGAUGUCAAUGACGUCGCUUAUACGCUGCUUUCACUGUAUCGCCUUGGUGGACAGUAUAGUGACUUAAAAAAAUGAAAUGGAAUAAAAUGUUGCAGAUUCUUUCAGACCGAGACGCCAUUUUAGCGUAAAAUACUCAAUGGUUCUUCACUGAGAAGUAUCCUAUACGGAACUGGCGUCGGCAGACGUGUCUUUUGGGUUUUUAUCGGUUAUAUUUCAGGCUCUUCUCUUCAGCUCCAUCCACAAACAACCUGCCAGAGAAAUGAGUGUGUGCCAUUGUCCUCCACUGCCUUCUUCUUUCUGAGUGUUUAUCCAGGCUACGAGGAAAAGAAAGCUUUUUGGGCUCACUUCUUUUUUUUUUUAACUUGACAACUUGACUGCAGCAAAGCAUCAUGGGUAGGAAAAAGAUACAGAUCCAACGGAUCACAGAUGAAAGAAACAAACAGGUGACAUUCACAAAGCGAAAGUUUGGCUUGAUGAAGAAAGCAUACGAGCUGAGCGUGCUGUGCGAUUGCGAGAUCGCCCUGAUCAUCUUCAACCACGCCAACAAGCUGUUCCAGUACGCCAGCACCGACAUGGACAAGGUGCUGCUCAAGUACACAGAGUACAAUGAGCCCCACGAGAGUCGCACUAAUGCAGAUAUCAUUGAGACUUUGAGAAAGAAAGGCUUCAAUGGCUGUGACAGUCCUGAGCCUGAUGGCGAAGACUCCAUUGAUCAGAGUCCCCUCAAUGAUGACAAGUUCCGUAAAACCACAGAAGACCUGGAUGUUCUCUUCAAACGCUACGGACAGUCUACAGCUCCGCCGCAGACCUUCUCCAUGCCUGUCACCGUGUCCAAUCCCAACACGCUGCAAUUCAGUAACCCCGGCAACACGCUGGUAACUACCUCCUACGUAACGUCGCCGUCGCUCACAGACGCCCACCUCCUGUCGCCGCAGCAACCGGCUCCUCAGAGGAACACCGUGUCUCCUGGGUUGCCUCAGCGACCGGCCAGUGCAGGAGCGCUUCUUGGAGGUGACCUGAAUAAUUCAAAUGGCGGCUGUCCAAGUCCAGUCCCUAACGGCUACACCAGUGCCAGGGCCUCCCCGGGCCUCCUGGGCGUAUCCAACGGCAACAGCCUGGGCAAGGUGGCUCCAGCCAAGUCUCCGCCCCCGCCUCAGAGCCCCCAGAUGGUUAACAACCGCAAGCCGGACCUCCGCGUCAUCACCUCUCAGGGCGGGAAGAGCCUGAUGCAAAUGACAGACGAUGAGCUGGAAUUGGUAAACGAGAAUGCCCAGCGGCUGGCAGCCGGAGCCCAAGUGGCACAAACCCUCAGCACACCUGUGGUGUCGGUGGCCACGCCAAGCCUCAUGGCACAGGGGCUGCCCUUCUCUGCCAUGCCCACAGCGUACAACACAGAGUACCAGCUGACGAGUGCAGACCUUACUGCGCUACACGCCCUGGCGUCUCCUAGCGGCUUGUUGCCCAGCAGCGUGGCGUCUUGGCAACCGCAGCAGACCAUCUCCCAGCAACAGCAGCAAACACAACAGCAGCAACAACUUAGUCUUGCAUCGCUCAGCAACUUGGUCAUGUGGGGUGUGGACAAACAGAGCAGCGAGCUGUCUAGCCAGGUGUCCAGUCUGGCUGCCAAUCUGAGUCUCAGCUCGCCGUCCAACCUGCUCUUGGGUAGAGAUGAGUGGUUGGGCCGGCCUGUGACACACAUACCUCAGGGCGCCAUGUUGACGGUAAACACCAGCUCCGGCGUGUGCAUUAAGUCUGAGCCAGUAUCGCCUGGUCGUGACCGCAGCACUCCUUGCCCUCCUCCGGCGCCGCCACCUUCCACCACUGUCACACUGACCGCACCGCCGCAGUACCCAGGUUCCCUGCUGUGCCUGGAGCCCCCGACCGGGCGCUCACCAGCAGACAGCGUGAGCAGCAAUGCCAGCUCCUUCGAAGGCAGCGAUCGCGAAGACACGGGCGGCGGCGCUAACAUCGUAACCGCCACCGCUACAGGAAACGUUGGGCCGGGCCGCUCUGACUUCAGCCCCUCGCCGGAGCUGCAGAGGGCACCCAACGAAGUGGAGCAAGAGGGCGGCAACAUCAAGCGUACGAGAUUAGAUGCCUGGGUGACAUAAGCCAGGAGACGCUCCUCACAACCAGAAGGUUUGAAUGACACUUCAACACAAUACACAUUACAACACAACAUUCUUACUAGUAACACAACAUCGUACGUUUGAGACACAAUCACACGCUUCUUUCUGCUGACUCACUUGUUUGUGGCGUAGAGACAAGUGAGCGAGGAAGAGGCACCACUUCCUGCUUUUCCCCAAACAGGAAGUAUUGAUAACUGCCACAUUAACUACUAAUCAGUGGAGUGCCAAGCGCCCCCCCCUCCGUCCUUCCGGGGACCCCAAAUGUCUCGCUCACGGUGCACGGACACUGACCACCUGUCACUCGCGUCCACUUUUUGUCUCUUCAGCUUUUAACGGCCAUGUUGUGUUCCAGGUGUGUCGUUACCAACUAGCUUUGAUGUCCUCUCUAGCGCACCAACAAGCUCGGUUUCUUUUCUCCUCGCCACGCUUUUCAAAAAGUGAAGUGAAAACGGACGCUUUUCUAUAUUUCUACGUCUUCAAAGCUUUUUGGCUUGACGCGUGUGUCUGUACAUACAGUAUAUUUGCAUAGACUUUGCUAGCUAGCCCUAAAAAAAAAAAAACAAGCAAUGUGUCGACUCAGUGGAUCUGCUUAUCAUAAUUAUUCUAAACGAGCGUGACUUGGAUGUGUGUCACUAGAUGGCCAUGGCGUGUUGGUGAAUCUAUUUAGGCCUGCUUGGUUGUGUUGUGGUCAUUGUUUUGCUACACACUUUGAGAACACGCACACAGCACACAAUCACUUGGCACAUGUUCAUAUCUUACACACAUUUAGCGCUUUUUCUACUUCAAGACAUGAACUGUCUUCUUUGAUGUCAUUUAAUAUGAAUUUGUUCAAUCAUUUCAGCUGUGUGUGUGUGUGUGUACACGUUCUAUAGGAAAUAGAUGCCUACUAUCCCCAACCACACGGUCACUAGACUGUUAGUAAGCCCCACCCCCUUGAUUGUCACACACAGAGCUAAAUGUGACAAGUAACAUUUUUGAAAAGACAUUUUUAGCAGCUAUCCUAAACAAACGUAAGCGCAGACUGUUAUUGCAUUAUGACACAAUCCACCUUUUAAAACUCUUUUGCUUUUUUCAAACUAGCGCUCGCUCUGCGCCAUGCCAGAAUCUCCGUGAAAAAAGAGAAAAGGGUGGGACGGAGAAUGCCAAGUUCAUGCCAACAAUACGACGCUAUGGUCACGUAGCCUUUAAAGUCAACGUUGAACAAUCGCUGUUCAAAUUUGACAGAAUUAAUACUUGGACUAAUGCAAAAACAUCCAUUGCAAAUUUGUAUUUAAAUUUUUUCUCACAAAGAAAUUAAUGUACGGUAUCUAAUAAUCUUUGUUGACAUCUUUUUUCCAAUGAAAAAAAGAAGGUAAGUUUGGAGCUACAUACUUAGCUGGUGAAUAUUAUAAUAGUGAAUAUUUCCAUACCAAACAUUUUGUGGCACUUAAAGCAUGAAUCUCAACUUUUUCUUUAAAAAUACAUUUGAUUAAUAAUAUUUUUGUUUACAAAUAAAAGUUUGUGGCUGUAAAUAACAUACCUUUCUAUGGGAGAGAGUUGAAAGUGGGGUUACCAACUCCCUGGAAAAAAAACCCAGCACAAACUUGUUGUCUGGCUGAUUAACUUUCUGUUCUUUUUUCUGAAAGGAUGUUUAAACUAUUUGACUCUAUCCUGAAUUCAAUUAAAUGAAAGUUUUGGAGUAUUACAUCACAUGGUCAAAACUAAUUGUUCAAUAAUAUUUUUUUCCUAAUAUCUUAAAUAAAUAUAAAACUUUACUGCAAACAGAAUAAAACUAUCCAUUCAAUGGUGUAUAUUUAACAACUUCUAUAACACCAAGAGAGUAGAAUUGUUAAAAAAUUACAGUAACUAGAAUUAGUUACUAGUUAUUGUCAGUGAUCUAUUUGUAGCUUCUCUGUCAGACAAAAUUGAGCUCCAAACUAACCUCUUGGCUUUUUUUUUCCAAAAUAAAAUUUCACUACGGUUAAAAAAUAACGAAGUUACAUUUGGUGUCUGAAGACCAGAAGCGAGGUUAACUCUUGCUAAUGAGCUCGCUGCUGUCCAGGCAAAUAUUGAAUAAUGAUGCCAUAAAAGUGUAAUGCAUUGAGUUUGAUGGGUGAGCGAUCAGAAAUGUUAGCCUCAAUGAAACAAUUGAAACUAUUUUUGAUUGUCGCGUGUAGGGAUGCAACAAUUACCUGUUUUUACUAUUAACCGUCAUUAAAAAGAUAAUGGUUAUUUAACUGCAAAGACUCCACUGCACUGAGUGUUUCAGCCCUCACUCGCUAUAUAAACAAACGUUAUGCUGGUACGGUAUUUUCGGCACAACCUGCACGAAACGAAAACAAAGUUGCCAGCCAACUAUGGAGAGACACGCUAGUAUGCUACAUUAGCUUCAAAAUGGCAACAGGACAUGAAAAUGAGCAGGGAGUCAUUGAUGACGAUUGCUCAGCCAUUUUCAAAACUUGGGUCUAAUAUGUACAACAGUGUGCAGCUUUACACACCAAAGGAAAGGUAAGCUGUAAUAACUGAGUUCAGUUAUGUUAUUAGCAAGUGACUUCGUGAAGAAUUGAGUUAACUAUAAAGGUGUCACUUACAAUCAGGAGCUUAGCAUUAAACUAGUGCUUCUCAUUUAUUUUCUGUUACACCCCCACCCCACUUUCUAUUGCGACAAUAAAUAGUAUAUUUUGUCUAUAAAAUUGUUAUAAGUACACCUCUGCAUAACAUUGUAUCCUUAAGAUUAAAGAAUACAUAGAUAUUGAUCGACUGACAACAUUUUUGUCAGAAAAGAUUUAAAGUGCACCAAUUGGCCUGAAAUUUAAAAUAUAUACAGUCGUGGUCAAAGGUUUAAUACACUUGUAAAGAACAUAAUGUCAUGGCUGUCUUGAGUUUCCAAU
Entelurus aequoreus (snake pipefish) is the source of this 5009-nucleotide messenger RNA. RefSeq names its product myocyte-specific enhancer factor 2D homolog. Lineage: Eukaryota; Metazoa; Chordata; Actinopteri; Syngnathiformes; Syngnathidae. The record is from RefSeq and is a predicted model, not a curated record. Gene Ontology annotation, molecular function: DNA-binding transcription factor activity, RNA polymerase II-specific; protein dimerization activity; RNA polymerase II cis-regulatory region sequence-specific DNA binding. Gene Ontology annotation, biological process: positive regulation of transcription by RNA polymerase II; cell differentiation. The transcript is spliced from 13 exons. Bases 400 to 2121 code for a protein of 573 amino acids.